This is a messenger RNA of Lineus longissimus, 2256 nucleotides long. RefSeq lists its product as uncharacterized. Lineage: Eukaryota; Metazoa; Nemertea; Pilidiophora; Heteronemertea; Lineidae. The record is from RefSeq and is a predicted model, not a curated record. The coding region runs from base 1 to 2256 and encodes 751 amino acids. The transcript has 2 exons.
AUGAAAUGCUACAUCUGUGAAUCCACACACAGAUUGUUGGACUGUCCUGUUUGGAAGUCGGCGGCCGUGCCAAGGCGAUGGAGCCUAGCAAAGGAAAAGAGGUUAUGUUACAGAUCUUUGGCGGGAAAUCAUAUGGGUAAAAACUGCCCCCGCGGGAACACAUGCAAUGUCAAUGGCUGUGGUAAAAGUCACCAUUUCCAUCUUCAUGAAGACCGACCGUCACCAAAGUCAAAAGCCGACCCUGCCAAUAAUGCCAACAGUUCCUUUGGUACCAGUGAUUUUCAGCCUAAUGUACCCAUACAGGUUGUGCUGCGGACGGUUCCAGUGUGGUUAGUUGGUCCAGGAGGAAAGAGAGUGCUGAUAAAUGCCCUAUUGGAUGAAGGAUCUGACACGUCUUAUGUUCGAGCGGAUGUCGUAACAGCUCUGGGAAUAAGUGGAACUGAGGAGAAUUUGAAGAUUGCUUCAAUUGCUGACUGUGUGUCACUGGACAGCCAGAAAGUAGAAGUUCAGCUUGAGAAUUUGGAGUUUCCUACAGCAUCGGGUAGGAAGACUGUUGAUGUUUUGAUAGGAUCUGACUACCCAGAGUUAGGUAUCGCCCUUGAGGAGCGUAUUGGAAAACCCGGCGAGCCAGUCGCAAGGAGAACACCGCUUGGUUGGACGUGUGUUGGUCCUCUACCUUUGAUCAAUGUACAUCAGACCACCACCAACUUCACGAUGAGCUUUCAUGCCACACACGAGUCAACCGAUCAGCAGUUGCAAAAGUUGUGGGACCAGGACGUCAUUGGAGAAGUUCAUGAGGACAUCCAUACUCCAGAAGACAAGAUGGUGAUUGAGAAAACUAAGAGUUCGAUAAGGAAGUUACCAGACCGGUUCGAAGUUGGGAUUCCUUGGCGUGAAGACCCUCCGGAUUUAAAAGAUAACAGAAUAGUGGCUGAAAGAAGACUUAGAUCACUUGAAGCCAGUCUGGUGAGGAGACCGGAAGUAGCCAAAAGAUACAAAGAAGCAUUUGAGGCGACUGUCGAGAAAGGAUACAUCACCAAGAUAUCAUCGGAAAAAGCGCAAGAACCAGGAUGGUACCUGCCGCAUUUUGCCGUGAUCCGGGAUGAUAAGCAAACUACGAAGGUGCGCAUCGUUUAUGAUGCUGCAGCAGCCUACGAAGGAACAAGUCUGAACCAGAAGAUGUUCCCAGGUCCGAAGCUGCAACGAGAUAUCUUGGAGAUCCUGCUGAAGUUUCGCUUGAAGCCUGUUGCCUUAAUCGGAGAUAUAAAGGAGAUGUUUAAUCAAGUCAGUAUGGCGGAGAAGGACAGGAAGUUUCACCGGCUGUUGUGGCGGCAUCUCGAUCCAACAGCACCCAUUGAAGUUUAUGAAGCAACCAGAUUGGUGUUUGGUGAUGCAGCAUCUCCGUUUUUGGCGCAGUUUGUAACAAAACAUCAAGCCGAGGCAAUGCGAGAGCAGUAUCCGGAGGCAGCAGAGGUUGUUCUCAAAGCAAUAUACAUUGAUGACGUAAUCGACAGCCUUGAAGAUGAUGAUGAAGCCAGGCGUAUGCGCCAGGAUCUACAAGCCGUUUUGAAACCAGCUGGUUUUACAAUCCGCCGUUGGUGCAGCAAUAGACUUGCUGUUCUAGAAGGGUUGGACGAGUCGGAGCAAGCAUCUGGAGUUAAUCUGGAAGAGUCGGUACUUCCCAGUGUGAAGACCCUUGGUGUUGAAUGGGAUGCAGCUUCGGACACGUUUACCUUCAUCUUAAGCAGUACCGAGCAGACGAUUACCACGAAGAGACAGAUUCUGAGUCGUAAUGCAACCAUCUUUGAUCCGUUCCAAUUCUUGGCCCCUGUUGUCAUCCGGGGCAAGAUAGCUCUGCAAGAAUGCUGGUUACGUGGAAUCGGAUGGGACGAUGACCUACCAGAUGAUAUCCAAACUAGACUUGACCAGUGGAUAGGAGAGCUACAGCGGUUGAACGAGAUUCACAUCCCUCGGUGUUAUCGCAACAGGCCAGUUGAAGAUAUCGUGAAGAUGGCCCUACAUACAUUUACAGAUGCCUCGAGACUCGCCUACUGGGCAGUAGCCUAUCUUAGGUACCAGUAUACAGAUGGAGAAAUUGGGAUCAGCAUGGUAGCUGCAAAGUUUAAAGUUGCUCCACUGAAGAACGUUAGCAUUCCCCGGCUCGAGCUGAUGGCUGCAGUUACAGGAGUGCGUCUAGCCAACGUCAUGGCCAGGAGUAUAUCCGUCCGAUUACUAGAUUGUGCCCACUCGUUGUGA